This is a messenger RNA of Aureobasidium pullulans EXF-150, 1641 nucleotides long. RefSeq names its product mitochondrial carrier protein-like protein. Gene Ontology annotation, biological process: magnesium ion export from mitochondrion. NCBI's taxonomy places the organism in Eukaryota, Fungi, Ascomycota, Dothideomycetes, Dothideales, Saccotheciaceae. Gene Ontology annotation, molecular function: magnesium ion transmembrane transporter activity. Bases 308 to 1540 code for a protein of 410 amino acids. The transcript has 3 exons. The record is from RefSeq and is a predicted model, not a curated record.
CUUGAGCAUGCGGCGACAGCCAGAAGACGAAGGCCUCCGAGAGACUGCGGUCAAGACAAGGUAGUCGUCGGAGAGUCGGUGCACGGAAGCGGGAAGUGCAGGCGACGCCAAGCAAGAUGACGCCGAGUGCAGAAGGCUCAAAGAAAGUUGAGAAGGCAGAUGCAAGACGACAAGAAAUCUGUACAUCCCAUAUCAACCUUGCCGCAAACGCCCACUAAUAUACCCUCUCUCGAUUCCCCACGUUUGCUCCAAUUGGUCUUCUCGUCGAAACCGGAAAAGCGCAAAGGAAGCGCAUUCGAAGGCAUCCAUGGUAUUAGCCCGCGUGGCUGAAUACCUGUUCCCGUCCGACACCAUUUCACACUAUGAUCCAACUGCGGCGGCGACACAGCAACGGAAUCAGCAGGCCGAAAGAUUGCUGCAGCAGUCAAUCAUGGACGAGGAGGAUUUAGAUGCGGUCAGACCGCCGUACAUUCAUGCAAUGUUGGCAGGAGGUCUCGGUGGUUUGAUGGGUGACAUGCUCAUGCACUCGCUCGACACAGUCAAGACAAGGCAACAGGGCGACCCUCAUAUGCCGCCGAAAUACACAUCCAUGGGCUCCACCUAUCGCACCAUCUGGCGCCAGGAGGGUCUGGUACGAGGACUGUACGGAGGCGUGACACCUGCUUUCCUCGGUUCUUUUACCGGUACUUUGACCUUCUUCGGCGCCUACGAAUACUCCAAGCGCGCAAUGAUCGACUUUGGUGUCAAUCCCUCAGUCGCCUACUUCACCUCUGGCUUCUUCGCCGAUCUUGCCGCCUCGCCCUGGUACGUCCCUUCCGAGGUUCUUAAGACCAGACUGCAAUUGCAGGGCCGAUACAACAACCCCUACUUCCACAGCGGCUACAACUACCAUGGCACCUGGGAUGCCUUUAGAACCAUCAUGCGCGUUGAAGGAUGGCGGGAGAUGUUCUCUGGCUACUCGGCCACCCUGGCACGCGACCUGCCCUUCUCCGCUUUACAGUUCGCCUUUUACGAGCAAGAGCAACGCAUUGCAAAAGCUUGGAUGGGAAGCAAGGACAUCGGUCUUCCGCUGGAAAUCUUCACCGGCGCGAGCGCUGGAGGAAUGGCAGGUGUCAUCACUUGUCCACUGGAUGUGGUCAAGACACGCAUCCAGACUCAAUUGGACCCCGAGUUUGCUCAUGCGCCCGCCUCGCAGCCCUCGAAGCCUGCCUCCGCCGUCAGUCCGGCCAGCACAACACAUAGACCCACUGGACAUGGCCCUUCGAUUCAUGAUUCCAAACGGCCCAUAUCGACUGGAGGUCCCUCGACUGCUUUAAAGAAUCACGGAGCGGUUGCUCUCGAAACUGAGAAUGUCAUUGCAGGCUUGAAGGUCAUUUACAAGCAUGAGGGCGUUGCUGGUCUCUUUAGAGGUGUGGGCCCUCGUUUCGUAUGGACGAGUGUACAGAGCGGGACCAUGCUUGUAAUGUACCAGCAGCUCCUCAAGUAUUUCGAGUUACAUCCACUCAUGGGUUCCGACGAGGACGAGCUGGCGUUGUCGUGAAGAAGCGCUUAAACUUGUAUUAUAAGAACGGUUUGUGCUAUGGAAGCAUUUCGGGGGCGUUUCAUCUGCAAACCCAAGCCAUGAUAGACGCAUUUUGGAGC